AUGAAGUUAAAAGGUGAUAAGACUGGAAGGAAGGGCCAACUUGCUGUUGCUACAGAGGUAUUUGAGGUGGCUCCCUCCCUGCAUAUGGUGGAGCUGAGGAAAACAGGCGGUGAUACCCUGGAGUUUCACAAGUUCUACAAGAGCUUCUCAUCAGGACUAAAGGAUAUUGUCUGGAACUCUGAUCCCAAUUCUGAAGAAACGAGUUAUUAG
Ilex paraguariensis (yerba mate) is the source of this 210-nucleotide messenger RNA. NCBI's taxonomy places the organism in Eukaryota, Viridiplantae, Streptophyta, Magnoliopsida, Aquifoliales, Aquifoliaceae. The record is from the annotation of a GenBank genome assembly.